This is a messenger RNA of Sphenostylis stenocarpa, 843 nucleotides long. The record is from the annotation of a GenBank genome assembly. Lineage: Eukaryota; Viridiplantae; Streptophyta; Magnoliopsida; Fabales; Fabaceae.
AUGGAUACUUCCUGCAGGAUUGCUGGGUUCCAGUAUGAUUGCUUGCUUUUCGAUAUGGACGAUACUCUCUACCCAUUGAGCUCAGGUCUCAAUUUGGCAUGUCGGAAGAACAUAGAAGAGUACAUGUUAAAACACUUGCAUAUGGAAGAAAGUGAAGUACCAAAUAUUUGCCUGGAUUUUUACAAGGAAUAUGGGACAACUAUGGCAGGACUAAAGGCAUUUGGUUAUGAGUUUGACAAUGAUGAAUUUCAUGCCUACGUGCAUGGAAGACUACCAUACGGGAAACUGACGCCAGAUCCAGUGUUAAGGAACCUUCUGCUUACCAUGCCUCAGCGUAAAAUAGUAUUCACAAAUGCAGAUGAAGCACAUGCACACCAAGUGCUCAGCAGAUUGGGCUUGAAAGAAUGUUUUGAUAGCAUCAUUUGCUUUGAAACGCUUAAUCCUCCUAAUCACACAAAUAUACCAACUGAUAAUCACGUCCUAACAUGGAGUAACUCGUUUGACAAAAAAGAUUGUAACCAGGUAGAGAGUGCGUGUUUCAACUCCAAGACACAAAUCCUCUGCAAACCCUCUGUGGAAGCCAUUGAAGCCGCCAUUCAGAUUGCUAAUUUAGAUCCAAGGAAAACGUUGUUUUUUGAUGACAGUGCUAGAAACAUUGCAAGUGGGAAGGCUGCUGGACUUAACACAGUUAUUGUGGGACGCUCAGAUUUGGUGCCUGGUGCCGACCAUGCACUGAACAGCAUUCAUAACAUCAAAGAAGCAUUACCCGAAAUAUGGGAGAUUGAGGGAGACCAACAGCAAAUGAUCCAAUCCCCAACAGUUGAAACCAUGGUCCUUGCAUGA